GCCUGGCUUUAUAAAGACUUGGUUCUGUCCAGAGGGACAGCCCUUCAUCUACUUGGAGACAAGCUGAGGACACGCAGCAGUUCAGGUCUACACGGCAGCGGUCAGCAAGCGUGUCACGGAAACAUCCCGCGGGAGGAAGCAACGGGCUUGAUGCCCCAAUAUUGGAGGGAUCGUCUCACUUUGCCCUACGCCAUGGAAGCCUGUUGAUUCCUUUACCUCUGCUCCCAAAGUCCCCUUGUGCAUUUUCAGGGGAGGCGAAAGGAGAAGGCGGACAGUUAAUUUGGCAGCAGACUCAGUCGCCGCUCUCUUUGGUGGGUGGAUUUCAGAAAGAACCUAUAAUUUUUUUUUGAGAAGACAAAGAAUAGUAAUAACUAAACCCUGCAAAGAAAGCAAUUCCAGGAUUUAAAAAAAAUAAUAAUUAGUGUGCGCUCGCAAGAUUCCCUUUCCCCCCUUUCUUACUGGGAUUUUGGAAUGCUGGGGUCUGUCAAGAUGGAAUCGCACGACAUUUCCGAAUGGACUUCAUACUACAACGAACCCACGGAGGUAGGUGCCAAAUAGCGCAAAAAACCCCCAACAACUUGGGAAUAACUUGGGAAUAACUUGGGAAUAGAUGCCUUUUUUUUUUUUUUAAGGAGUAGGGUUUAAAAGAAGCAACUGUGACUGCUCUAUUUAGGACAUGAAUGAGAUAUAAUGUUAAUUGUGAGACCCGGCAGUACUGCAAUCUUGGGAACUCUCUUGUGUGCUUCCAGGGUGUUGGGCUAUAUACUUCCUUUAUCAGAACACGCAACUCAAAACUCCUGUUGUUAUAAGGAACCGUCCCGGGCAUCGCUACUAGGCAGGCAGAAACGGAGUAUUCUACCUGUCGACAACUUAAAAGGAAGGAAAAAUAGCAGGCGGUAUAAUUUAGUUCGGCAGUUCAACCUGGUGGAAUUCAGUAACAUGUAGAAUUCGCUCUCAGAAAAGGCAGUGGUGGACCCCAGAUUGCAUGGCACUAAAACAGGAUUAGGCAAAUCCAUGGAGCGUAAGACUAUCCAUGGAGCUACUAGUAGCUACGUUCUAUUUCCAUUGUUGGGGGCAGUAAAACUUCCAAAUAAUACCAGUUUCUGGGAAACCCCAAGUGGGGAGAGUAGGUUUCGCACCCAAGUCCUGCUUGUGGGAUAUGGUGGGUCACUCUGAAAACAGUCUGCUGGACCACCACCAGUGUGACCCAGAAGGUUCUUCUCGUGUUCCUAGGGAUGUUAAGAACUGCCUUCCUAGAUCGGACCCAAUUAUUCCAGAGUUCUGGCCUAGCUAUGGCCAGUUAAAAUGAAACAAAAGCUUGCUGCGGUCUAUGCAUGGGCCUGUCCAGCUCAGAGGACUGGCUGUGCCUCUCCAAGGUUUCAGACAGCGAAUCCUUCCCAGAGAUUGGGGAUUGAACCUUCUGCAUGCAAGGCAUGUGGUCUGCCACGGCGUCCCCAUGGCUCUACCCCAGGGGCCACUGGAAGGGCACGGAAGCCAUGGGUCAGCCAGCUCUGUUCUUACCACCUGGCAUCCAACCGUUUAUUUACAACCUCUGAUUAUGGGCCAAAUGACGUCUCCAACCCCCAUGGGUGUUUACCUCGCCGUUUUUAUGGCCGUCGUUUUAUGGUUACAGUCUGUAAAGUUUUCUAAAGGAAGCCUCCAACCAGGUCAAUCGCAGCACCCAAGGGCCCAGGCAGCCUUAGUACUUUACAUUCCAAAAACGGGAGCUGGGUCUUUCAAAACACCAGCUUUCUCUUAAGCCGACGCAGCGUGUACCAAUAUCGUCUUGGUCCCGUAUCCCAAAAAGAGCCAUUUUCUCCUGCCGCUCCUGCAAAUGCCUAUCUCAAAGCCACCUUUCUUGCGGUUGGAAAACUUUGCCGUCGAUUCCAUAUUCCGUGCUUCCUCCCUCGCCUCCCUGCUGUUGCAGCAAUAUAAAUUAAAACUGCGAUUGCAGGGUCUUGGAGGUGGGAGAAAAAGAAAACCCAGUGUCAUAUUUCUUUCGUUUUUAAUUAAAUUUAAUUACUGAGCAAAGAAGCUUAUAAUCCCAACACGUUGCUCCUCAGCCCCUCGCCUCCGACCAGGUGUCGGCUAGGUCGCGGCGCCAGUUUCUAAAAUGGCUGCAUGUUGCCUACUCUGCGCUGCCUGACAUCAGCUCCCAGGGUCUCAGGAAGGAGUUUUUCCCAGAUGCGAUCUAUACUGCUGAGCUUUAAUUCCCCCUCUGCCUCCAAAGGGGGCACAAGGUGGCCCUUAUGGAGGGGAUUGGCUGGGUUUCUUCAAUGCCAACACAGGUCCUAUGGUUUGGGUUUAGCAGGAGCUUGCCAGCACUUCAAAUCCUGAGCUCUGUUGCCCAUGCACUUUGGGCAAUAGCUGCUUCCUGUUGUAAUUCUAGGCAGGGACAAUACCUGUGUCCGUCCCCCACCCCUAAAAUAUAUAUAUAACACCCUGUGUUUGGGAGUAAAAGCAGUGCAUAGCCCUCUGUCGCCCGAACGUGCCUUUUUUGCUUUCUCCCCUGUCUACUGAUGCUAUGUGGUCCACUUACAGUGGUACCUCGGGUUAAGUACUUAAUUUGUUCCAGAGGUCCGUACUUAACCUGAAACUGUUCUUAACCUGAAGCACCACUUUAGCUAAUGGGGCCUCCUGCUGCCGCCGUGCCGCCGGAGCACAAUUUCUGUUCUCAUCCUGAAGCAAAGUUCUUAACCCAAGGUACUAUUUCUGGGUUAGCGGAGUCUGUAACCUGAAGCGUAUGCAACCUGAGGUACCACUGUAGUUCCUUGCGCUCUCUCAACAAUGCACGGGCCAAAAUUGGCCAAAAUUGCUCCAAAAGACACUCAUUCUGGCAGCUAGACUGGGUGGGGACUGGGAGCGGCCGCCGAGACCAUAUAACACCAGUCCUGAAAGACCUACAUUGGCUCCCAGUAUGUUUCCGAGCACAAUUCAAAGUGUUGGUGCUGAGCUUUAAAGCCUUAAAUGGCCUCGGCCCAGUAUACCUGAAGGAGCGUCUCCACCCCCAUCGUUCAGCCCAGACACUGAGGUCCGAGGGCUUUCUGGCGGUUCCCUCCCUGCGAGAAGUGAGGUUACAGGGAACCAGGCAGAGGGCCUUCUCGGUAGUGGCGCCCGCCCUGUGGAAAACCCUCCCUUCAGAUGUAAAGGAAGUAAACAACUAUCUUACUUUUGAAACAAAAUAAAAAAAAAUCCUUCCUAUUGAUUUUUUUUAUUUUGUUUCAACUAUGGCAGACCUGUAACUUAAUUUUAGAAGACAUCUGAAGGCAGCCCUGUUUUGGGGAAGUUUUUAAUGUUUAAUGCUGUAUUGUGUUUUUAAUAUUCGGUUGGGAGCCGCCUAGAGUGGCUAGGAAAACCCAGCCAGAUGGACGGGGGUAUAAAUAUUAUUAUUAUUAUUAUUAUUAAUUAUAUCAUUCUGUGCAUAAUGUACUCAGACAGAAGUCUCUUUUUUAAAAGCCUAAGGUCCCAAUUCAAUGGGCACUUGCUUAGGAGUAACCCUCAAGGAACACAGUGGAAAUCAACUUGAGAUAAAAAAAUAAAUCUGUGCGUCUCUCUAGAACUGAGGGCCUCACGAAGAUUGGCUUAACAAAAUGAAACACUUCACAUGACUCGUACUUAACUUGUGGAACUACCCAAAAGAGGAUGCAGUCAUAGGCAAUCCUAUCAAUAGUUCUGCAGAAAGAUUAGAUAAAUUUCCUCAGGGGCAGAUAAACUGUGGUCACCAUGAUGAGAUCUAAAAUGGAAGCCCUGUCGUGCCGCUAAAAGCCAAUCCUUGAGGAAUAGUGAGAAGGGUAGGUGAGCGUCUCUGGGAUGACGUCUGCUUGGCCACUCAGAGGCAUCGAGUCUCCAAAAUGGCAGGCUACACGGACCUUUGGCUUGAAUCCAAGCCGGCAAUACAAUCAGCGCACACAGUAACCUAAGCAAUGGAAAAUUAUUAGGGCCACGUCGCUUCCGCCGGGUGCUAAGCUCUGCCUCUUACGCACGGGUUGCCAAGGGUCAUUAUUUAUUUUAUUCCCCCUAUCUACCAGUCUCCCGACAAGUGCAAUUCUCUGUGCGACGUUACCCGAUAUUUUAACAUCAGCAACAGCACCGUGUUAUAAACCAUCACUGAAACAAUCAAGGUAUAACCAACGAAAGCUUAAUAAUAAUAAUAAUAAUACAGUGGUACCUCAGGUUACAUACGCUUCAGGUUACAUACACUUCUGGUUACAGACUCCGCUAACCCAGAAAUAGUGCUUCAGGUUAAGAACUUUGCUUCAGGAUGAGAACAGAAAUUGGGCUCCAGCGGCGCAGCAGCAGCAGGAGGCCCCAUUAGCUAAAGUGGUGCUUCAGGUUAAGAACAGUUUCAGGUUAAGAACGGACCUCCGAAAGUACUUAACCCGAGGUACCACUGUAAUAAUAAUAAUAAUGUUUCGCAAGCAGCAGUUCAUGCGACUCUGGAAAAAUGUCAGAGAAUAAAACAGCCCCGACGUUAAGCAUAACACAGGCUAGGAAAUCAUUGUCUUUUAAAAGCCUGUGGAAAAAUAAAUAGAUUCUUUAAAAUGCAUUAAGGCAGGCAGCAGGCGGGCCUCUAUAGCAGCCUUCCCCAACCUGGUGCCCCCAAGAUGUUCUGGACUACAGUGACGGCUAUGCUCGGCCGGAACGGCUGGAGGCAGCCAAGCUUCUGAAUACAGUGGUACCUCGGGUUACAUACGCUUCAGGUUACAGACUCCACUAAGUCAGAAAUAGUACCUCAGGUUAAUAACUUUGCUUCAGGAUGAGAGCAGAAAUCGGGCUCUGGCGGCACGGCAGCAGCAGGAGGCCCCAGUAGCGAAAGUGGUGCUUCAGGUUAAGAACAGUUUCAGGUUAAGAACGGACCUCCAGAAUGAAUUAAGUACUUAACCUGAAGUACCACUGUACCAGCUUCUGGAAACCAUGAGAGGGGAGAGGGGCUCUUGAGAUUGGAGCCUGCUUGGAGUUUUCUACAGGAAUCUGGUUGGCCACUGUGAGAACAGAAUGCUGGACUAAAUGGGCCAUUGGCCGGAUCCAGCACUUCUGAUGUUCUUAUCAGGACAUCAGCCCCAUCAGCCCCAGCCAGCAUAAUAAUAGUAAUAAUAAUAAUAAUAAUAAUAAUAAUAAUAAUAAUAAUUUAUUAUUUCUACCCUACCCAUCUGGCUGGGUUUCCCCAGGCACUGUGGGUGGCUUCCAGCAGAAUAUUAAAAUACAAUGAUUCUUCAAAUAUUAAAAGCUUCCCUAAACAGGGCUGCCUUCGGAUGUCUUCUAAAAGUCCGAUAGUUGUUUAUUUCUUUGACGUCUGAUGAUAGCAAGUCCUUCUACCCAACACUGCAAAUCAGGGCAGGCUUACUGUGUGCCCUUGGCAAACCUGGGCGGCAACUGGUGGUUGCUCACGCCCUUGUCGCUUGAUGACGCCUCUUUAUUUAUUUGAUAAGAUUUCCAUCACAACGUUGGUAGCAUAACGAUAGCUCAAACUAUAUGUGGAGUAGAGAGAUAGAGAUAGCUCAAACUAUAUGUGUGUGGAGAGAGAGAGAGAGAGAGAGAGAGAGAGAGAGAGAGAUCUUCUUUGGCCAGGCAUAGUCAAACUUGGCCCUCCAGAUGUUUUGGGACUACAACUCCCAUCAACCCUGACCACUGGUCUUGUUAGCUAGGGAUGAUGGGAGUUGUAGUCCCAAAACAUCGGGGAGUUGAGUUUGCCUAUGUCUGUCUUUGGCGAUUAAUCGUAGACGAGUAAGAUUGUCUUCCAUGAACACGGUCUUAACAGUGAGUCCAUAAGUGACUGUGGAGGUCAAUUCUGGAUCCACACAUCCUAUAGACACACACACACACACACACACACACACACACACGAAGGGUAGUAUAUAAAUUUAAUACUACUACUACUACAUAGAUAUAUAUAUGUAAAUGUUACGAUGUUUUUUAUGACAGAGAAAAACUUGUAGUGCUUAGGUUCUGUUUGCAGGCUUCCCAAAGAUCAGAUCCGAGGUCCACUUAUUCCAGCAUACGGCCAGUCAGAACAAAAAGGAAAAACAAACCUGCCUGAUCCCGAGGCAGAGGAUAGGCCCAUCUAGUUCAGUAUUGCCUACACUGACUGGUAGCAGCUCUCUGUGGGUUUCAGGUAGGGAUGUCUACCUGCAGGUGUGGCUGAGCACUUCUUGAUGCUCUACCAGUGAGCAUGUGGCCAUUUCCAGAUAUAAUUUGCAAUAUUUCUGAAUGGUCUCCAAUCGUAGAUCACUAAGCAAUCUACAAAAUAUAGAAUAAGACACAUCAUAAAUAAAGCAGUAAUUAAAAGUAGCCAGGUGACAUGGAACAGAAGAACUUAAGAAGAAGCACUAUACCAUUCCUGGGAUACCAGGAAUUGAAUUUGGGACCUUCUGCAUGCAAAGCACAUAUUCUGCCCCUGAGCCAUGGCCCCUUCCCCAGACUGUGCCAUAAGGACCACACAUUGCACAGUAAUAAUGAUGUUUAAAGUCUGCCCCUAGAUUUACAGUUUAAAAAAGGCAGGAUGAUUAGCAAAGGAUGGAUUGGGUUAAACCACAGAGCCUAGGAUUUGCCAAUCCGAAGGUCGGCAGUUCGAAUCCCCGCGACGGGGUGAGCUCCUGUUGCUCGGUCCCUGCUCCUGCCAACCUAGCCGUUCAAAAGCACGUCAAAGUGCAAGUAGAUAAAUAGGUACCACUCCGGUGGGAAGGUAAACGGCGUUUCCGUGUGCUGCUCUGGUUUGCCAGAAGCGGCUUAGUCAUGCUGGCCACAUGACCCGAAAGCUGUACGCCGGCUCCCCCGGCCAAUAAAGCGAGAUGAGCGCCGCAACCCCAGAGUUGGCCACGACUGGACCUAAUGGUCAGGGGUCCCUUUACCUUUACCUUUACCUUAAGUAGCAGCUAAUUGAUACAGAUCUACAUAUAUACAAUAUUUUAUGUGAUUUAUUUGUUUUGGUAUUUUAUAAUUUGUAAACCACCUUGGGUGUCUUGGCAGAAAGGCUGUAUAUAAUCGUGAUAAACAAAUAAAACACAAAUCCUUUUUUUAAAAAAAACUGAACGCGUGAAAAGUUGACGAUGAAACUCACUGAGCAAUAUCCAGCGAAAACUAAGAACAGCUGAAGUUAGUCUUGGGGGGCCAAGCGAGACUUGAUGGUGUCAGGAUCAUUUGAGUCCCUGCCAAGAGAGACCACACUUAUGGUGUGGGAUUCGGCGUGACCAAGUCUGGGUCACUUUGCCAUUAGCACCACUUCUUGUACUGGGUCCAAGCACCCAGGAGCUGGAAUCUACAUGACACCAAAAGGCAACAUAUAAUGGGCAGCUGACGUUGUAUUGCCAGGCCUUAUACUUCAGCUGGAGCCUUACACCUGGCGGAAGUUACUAGCUGGGUGCAGUGCCGGAUUUACGUAUAAGCUAAACAAGCUAUAGCUUAGGGCCCCACUCUCUUGGGGGCCCCCCAAAAAAUUAAAGGAAAAAAAACCUGGAUGUACAUUUCCAAAAUAUAAGUUAAAAAACAAAUAAAAUAAAACCUACAUACAGCAACAGUGUUUUGUGUUGCGUAGGCUCCUAUGAUGUAAGUAAUGGGCACCGCCUGCUAGCCUGCUCCCUAAAAUAUCACAGGUUUGCUCAUUUCUAUAUACAGUGGUACCUCGCAAGACGAAUGCCUCGCAAGACAAAAAACUCGCUAGGCAAAAGGGUUUUUUGUUUUUUGAGCUGCUUCGCAAGACGAUUUUCCCUAUGGGCUUGCUACGCAAGACGGAAACGUCUUGCAAGUUUGUUUCCUUUUUCUUAACACCGUUAACACAGUUGCGACUUGACUUCGAGGAGCAACUCAUAGAACGCGGUGUGGUAGCCUUUUUUGAGGUUUUUAAAGACUUUGGUGAUUUUUGAAGCUUUUCCAAAACUUUCCCGACACCGUGCUUCGCAAGACGAAAAAAAUCGCAAGACGACAAAACUCGCGGAACGAAUUAAUUUCGUCUUGCGAGGCACCACUGUACAGUAGUACCUCUGGUUGCGGAUGGGAUCCAUUCCAGAGCUCCGGUCCGGAUCCCGAGGUUUCCGCAACCGGAAGUGCCUGUUGUGCACAUGCACGUGGCGCGAUAGAGUGCUUCUGCACAUGUGUGUGGCGCGUAGAGCGCUUCUGCGCAUGCACGAGCAGCGAAACCUGGGAAAAUACGUCCGGGUUUACUGUUUUUGCCAGCUGAAGUUGCAAAAGCCGAGGUUCUACUGUAUAGGGUGCCUACAUUCUGCAUGGACCGGUUGCAUCACAACAUGUGCAAAUGGCUUUAGAUACCUGUGAGGUCCAUAAAUUACCAUAUAGCAUAUAUUCAACGCAAAGAACAGCAACAAUUUGUUGUUGACAAAGGACAGCUGGACAUAUAAAGGGCCCCAUUACCUUCAGUAGCUUAGGGCCUCGUCAAACCUAAAUCCAGGCCUGACUAGGUGUCAGAAUUGCACCUCUAAGAUCAAGCCCCAUGAGAGCUGGAAGAGGCACACCUCUGUUGCAAACUGCUCUGGAACCCACCUAUGAGCUUCAAAAAGGACUUUUCCAUGCAAUGGAGGGGGGACGUCAUUGCAAAACAUGCCAGGCAAUCCCGUCCCCAAAACAUUUUCUGCGUUUGUAGCCCUUUCCGACGUCGUCCAGGCUGGUGGCUGUUUUGUAAAGCAAGGAGGCGAAACUUAAAGCCCUGUGAAUGGAGAACAGUGGGGCAGAGUAAGGGCGCAUGAUUCCAAUCCUCUCUCCUUUUUUUUUUUUUUAAAAAAAAUAAUAUUUAUUAAAGUUUCAAAGGAAAAAAAAUCACAUUAGUAAAAAAAAAAAAUUAACAAUGAAAAGGAAAAAUACAAAGUAGAAAAAAAAGAAAAAACAGUUAAAAACAAUUCCAUCUUUUCCUCACUUCUUUUACGUUUACUUAUUUCCCGGACCUCCUCAUACCUCCCUCUUUUGUAUUCCAAUUAAAUUUGUUAAUCCAACAAUUCCUUUCCCUCCUUUUUAAUCCUAAUUUUUAAUCUUGAUAUAUUAUGACUUUAAAUUUUUACAUAUUAAAAACCAAUUUUUCCAUAUUCUUUUGUACCUGUACAGCUAGAAACCACUUAACUUCAAUCCAACAUCAUUCUAACAUUCAUUAAUUUUGCAAUAUUUCUGUAAAUAGUCUUUAAAUUUCUUCCAAUCUUCUUCCACCGACUCUUCUCCCUGGUCACGGAUUCUACCAGUCAUUUCCGCCAAUUCCAUGUAGUCCAUCAUUUUCAUCUGCCAUUCCUCCAGUGUGGGUAGAUCUUGUGUCUUCCAAUGCUUUGCAAUGAGUAUUCUUGCUGCUGUUGUAGCAUACAUAAAGAAAGUUCUGUCCUUUUUUAACACCGAUUGGCCGACUAUGCCCAAUCCUCUCUCCUAGUCCCCCUCUAACACAUUCGUUUGUUCUUCCUGAUAAAGCUCCUCUGUAUAAGACGAAUGUGCAAAAGGACAAAUCCAACAUGCCUCCAAACAGGGUCAGAAUCUUUUCCCUUUCUAGGAAGAUUUGGUUUCACCGGGUGAAAUCAGCGCCGGCACAUUAAGAACACUUCCUACUGUACAGUAUUUUAAAAUUCCCAGCUUUAUUUAUUUAUGUGCUUUAAAUGCCUGUCAGAAGAAAGGACGCUGAUCGGUUAACUUUAGGCAUCCUGAUUUCAUGAAGGAUUAAGGCUUAUCAACAGUUGUAGCUAGAAAGGAGGGACGCGGGUGGCGCUGUGAGUUAAAACACAGAGCCUAGGGCUUGCCGAUCAGGCGGUUCGAAUCCCGUUGCUCGGUCCCUGCUCCUGCCAACCUAGCAGUUCGAAAGCAUGUCAAAGUGCAAGUAGAUAAAUAGGUACCGCUCCGGCGGGAAGGUGAACGCCGUUUCCGUGCACUGCUCUGGUUCGCCAGAAGCGGCUUAGUCAUGCUGGCCACAUGAACCGGAAGCUGUACGCCGGCUCCCUCGGCCAAUAAAGCGAGAUGAGCGCCGCAACCCCAGAGUUGGCCACGACUGGACCUAAUGGCCAGGGGUUCCUUUACCUUUACCUAGCUAGAAAGGGAGCCUCCAUCGUCAGAGGCUGUCUGUCUGAUGACUAGUUUCUGGGGACGAACUGCAGGGAAUGGUUACAUCUCUGCCACGGCCAGCUUCCCAGGAACACAUACAGCAGAGCUGCGGUUGGUGACUUUCGAUCUGCCCCAGCAUAGUCAGUUUCUUACACUUUUAUUUUUUCUUUGUCACGUUUGAAGAGUCUGUAAACAGUGGAAUCUUUUAUGUACCCAAAAUGACAUCAUCCAUAUACCAAAGAGAGGUGGCAACAGAUUUGGGGGACCCCAAUGUCUGCAGAACUAGGGAGAGGGGAACUAAGGGCGAGAGACACCCACAAUUGUUUUUAAUUUUGUUUUUAAUGCUGUAAGCUGCCCUGGGAGCUUACAGUGAAGGGUGAGCGAUAGAUAGAUAGAUAGAUAGAUGAUAGAUAGAUAAUCAAUCAGCCCAAUUAGAGUUGAGUAUGCUCAGUUGGUACACAAAGCUGUCUGAAACAUUGAAUGCUAGUGGGAACGGGGAACGGAACGGAAUAUCCUGGAGAUGGGCACACAGGCCUGGCUAACACCCUAAAGAGGGCCAUUCCAUGCCACAACAUUUUGUUGCAGAUCCCCCUUGUUAUUUAUAUUUUUAAAGAUUUAUAUAUGCAAACAUUUUCAAUAUUUUUAAAAGGAAAAAAAGAAAGAAAUCCAGUUAUAUAACCCAACUAUAUAACGAGAUCGAAACAGGCAAUUGGGGGGGGGGAGUCAGCGGAAACAUUAGUACACACAAGAUAAAAGUGGACCAAAACUGAAAAGCCAGCAGCUGGUCGAUGAGGGUAAACCAGGAAUUUUAGCACAGACAAAUGGGAACGCUUUCAGGACUUCCAAAAUCUAGAAACGCCCCCCCCCAAAGGAAGUUCUCAUCUGCCGAAUGUGCCUUUGUCUGAUAUAGUAAAUUUAGUUCAGAUUAUCAAAGGGUGUGAAGAGGUUUUAUACCCAAAUGAACCAAUUCAGUAUCAAAAAGAAGGGGGAAGGGGGAACCUACGCGUGAGCAGUUGCUUCACGAUUUCUUCUCAUUCUGCAGCAGAGAUAAAAUAAUCCAGAUUUCAACACACCAGGCAGCCGACUCAUUACACAAUCAUCCUUGGUUUGGUUGAAGAAAUUCAGAACCGCCAGGAAAGAGAAAACUUGACUAGGGUGGAAUCUAGACACAUAUUAAAAAAAACGUUGUGAAAACGCUUUAAAAAAAAAGUUUUGAAAAAUAUGUUGACUUUGCCAUAGCUCACUGUCACCAUCUAGUGUCACAUUUGUGUAACGCUCUUUACAACACACGUUUUAUUUGAAGCUGUAUAGCUGAGUCCGAGGAUACAAUAAACCAUUUGCAUUUAUUUUUUAAAAUGCAAUAAAAUAGCUAGGGCUGCUUGCUGACCUUUAUUAAGGUCCAGAGAUUAUAUUCUCAUGGGGGUGGGAGAUGGUUGAUCGAGGAACCUGGGUGAGGGACAGGGAAAUGUUGGUCUCCUGGAUUUGCUCCUGGCUGGGAGGAGCUAAGGACUAAGAAUUACUUUUAAGACAGGACUCUGUAUUCUACUUAUUCUGUUUGCUAUUUUAUUGUAUUAUGAAAAUCAUAAAAAUCUCACUACUGGGAAUAAUUGGGGCUGCUUGCUGAUGUUUAGGCUUAACACCAUUCUAAACGUUUAGUGGGUUGAUCAAAAACUCAAUUUUAAAUAGGUGCACCUAAAACCAGAAGCUCAAUACAGGCACAUUUUGAAAUUGCUGAAAGAAACAUGAGAGAAUCAGAGCAAACAGGCAACCUUAACACCACCAUUAUUUCUUCAUUCUCUGUGACAUACCACAAAUAAAAGUCGCCACCAGCAAAAUCAGACAAGUAAGGUUAAAAAAAAAGGUAAAUUCUGCUCCAUUAAGACUGAUGGGAAGCUUGCCACUAUGGGAGAAGGAUUUCGGGCAAGACUUACCCAUUUAUUGAUUAAAAUGGUUUUAAAUUUGCCGUUCUACAAACAAGGGUUUGAAUUAGGCUGUGGGUCACGGCAACAGUUUAGAGUCACCCCUCUUGCAGGUUAAUGUAGGUUUAUCUUAUUGCUGAAAACGUUACAAUUGGGCCACUUUCUACUGAGUCACGUAAAAGACUUGGAUUAAUAAGUAACUUUGCUGUUAGUGCGCCUCAGAAUGACAAAAAACGUGCUUUCAUUCAGGCUGGCCGGGAAUUUUGCAUAAGACAAAAGUUAGCACGCUGUUUCAGUAAUCGAUUAAUCUGUUAAAAUGAGAUAUCAGCUGAAUGACUCUCAAUUUAUCAGACUGCCUUAGCUGGUUUUUUUGGUUCUCAGCGCCUGCAAAUUCCAACGACGCAAACCAAUCUAAUCAACAAGAUACCACAUUGCAAUCGUUAUUUUCAUAGGUACAGGUGGUCUGCCCUAGACAAAGCUGUUCCAGUUUUAUUAAUCUAAACCAGUUUUUAGGUACUACCAACUGCACAAACAUUUUCACUUUGCACAAAGUACCUAAGGAGUUGGAGUGCAACCCAAAAGAGGGAAUUUCCUGUUUGCACACCCCCUAGGUGGUUCCAAAUGUUGCCUCACCUGAGCCCCCCACUAAAAAGAAAAAAAAUUUUAAAAAAAUUCUUAAGCUUCCCAGAUACUGGGAGCGGGACCUACUGUAUUUUUUGCUCUACAAGACUCACUUUUUCCCUCCUAAAAAGUAAGGGGAAAUGUGUGUGCGUCUUAUGGAGCGAAUGCAGGCUGCGCAGCUAUCCCAGAAGCCAGAACAGCAAGAAGGAUUGCUGCUUUCACUGCACAGCAAUCCCUCUUGCUGUUCUGGCUUCUGAGAUUCAGAAUAUUUUUUUUCUUGUUUUCCUCCUCCAAAAACUAGGUGCGUCUUGUGGUCUGGUGCGUCUUAUAGAGCGAAAAAUACAGUAUACGAGAACCAUAUAUUUUUCAAAAGGGAGAUUGUUUUAGCUCUCAGUGCCCCUGCAGGGGAACAACACAUGAUUAUCACCUCCUUCAGGUUCCAGAUUUCUGUGAAGGCUUGGCAGCGAUGACGUGAAACACCAGUGUUAGCGAAAGUUGUUCCGUCCACACCUAAUAUGACAAAUCUCUGUGUACAUGAACUGCUCAGAACCUUAGAUAUGAAACUAUUUUAAAGGGUGGACCUGGAAAACGACAAAGGGUCUCAUUUCGCACUACUCACAGCUGUGGAAGCUUUUAAAAAGAACAACACACCCCUCAAAUCACAAUCUAUCAAAGAUGGGAGCAGGGUUUUCCACAACAGUGGUGGCGCAAGGAACAAAAGCAUAGAACCCGUGAGAGGGUUCAUUAUUCUGCAGAAGUUCUUUGAGAAACUUGGAAGGAGACCCAGUCAGAAUGCCGGAAGCAAGGUUUAAAAGUGGUCAGAUUUAGGUGUUCAGAGCGAAGCAUCUCUUAUUUGUAAAUGUUGUUUAUGUAUUCACUUAUUUUGAAGAUAACGGUUUUUGGAAUUCACCGACGGACUCGUCCCCUCACUAAUAUCACCAAUAUUAACAUGCAUAUUGAGGAAGUACUUGAACAAUGAGCAGAAAGCUGACAUUUGCUAUACAGUCGUACCUCGGGUUAAGUACUUAAUUCGUUCUGGAGGUCUGUUCUUAACCUGAAACUGUUCUUAACCUGAAGCACCACUUUAGCUAAUGGGGCCUCCUGCUGCCGCCGUGCCGCCGGAGCACAAUUUCUGUUCUUAUCCUGAAGCAAAGUUCUUAACCCGAGGUAAUAUUUCUGGGUUAGCGGAGUCUGUAACCUGAAGUGUAUGUAACCCGAGGUACCACUGUACAUGUAAUCAAAAGAUACUGAUCACUAAAUAUGCCUCUUGGAGACCCACUCACAAAUCUCACAGGCCCUGGGUAGUUUGGCUCUUUGGUCGUGUACACAGUACUGUGUUGAAACGCAGUUAGCUCAUUCUUUUUUCUCAAUUUAUAUUGAAGCUGCUCCGGGAUUGGCAAGCACAUCAAAAUGCUGUAUUUCUUAAGAAACAAUGGGAUAGAUGCAGAUUGUGACUAAGGUUAUAUGUGUGUCCCCCAAACCAGUGGUUGACGCACACCGAAUGCCGAGUCGACGGGAGUGUGUACACAGCCUUUGUAAGAAAGAACCUAGCGUUGAAUGCUAUAACUUAUCCGGACUGAUUUGAUGAUGAUGAUGAUGAUAGUUUAUUACUUGUACCCUUCCCAUCGAAAUGGAUUGCCCCAGCCACGCAGGUCAGCUUCCAAAAGAAUAUAAAAGAACACAACAAAACAUCAGAUGUUAAAAUCUUCCCGAUACAGGGCUGCCUUCAGAUAGGCAGACUGAGUUAAAAACAGCCAAGACUUCUGUGUCAUGUUAAAGACUCUCAGAUUUAUCGUGGCAUAACCUUUCAUGGGCUCCACAAAAGCUUAUGCCGUGAUAAAUCUGUUAGUCUUUAACGUGCCGCAGGAGUUCGGGUUGUUUUUUUGCUACCCCUCUCAACAUCUUUAGGUUGGAUUCUAAUUUCCCUUUCUGCCAUUUUUUAAUCCCAGCAAACUUUUGCUUUGCAGUCAAAUCUGUGACCGCGGGAAAUAAACAAACAGGUUAAGAAAAUGUCUUUUCUAGUCAUCGGCAGACGUGUGAGAGGGUCUCUGAAAGUCGUUUUGUUUGUGUAAAUAUAGCAGAAGGACAGGGACGCGCAUCAGAGCUGUGGUGUGUGUUCUCUAAGGCAUCCCUUACAGAAAUGCCCCCAGGUGUUUUAAACCUCUGUAGGGUGAAAGGUACAAUAACAGGCUGCCGUCCCGUACAUAUUUACUUUGGAGUAAGACGUGGUGAGUCCCGUGGGGCCUACUUCUGAGUCAAUGUGUUUCAGAGUGGGCUGCUACACGUGUGUUUAGGACAGCAGUCUCUGUUCUUCCGAAGACACAAAAUAGGAGCAGGGAGUCGUAACAGGGCCUCCCUAUCCCAUUCAUGAUGGUUUAAAUUGGAAUCUCUUUGACAAUUAUUAGUGGGAUUCUUUUUAGCCUUGAUUAUACCUAAAACUGAUUUCUAGCACUAUUGCUGGAUAGCCAAGUCACCAAAAACAGGAGCAGCUCUAAUGGUACUCUUCAGAUAUUGUUGGACUCCGACUCCCAUCCAUUCAAGCCAGAAUGGCCCAUGGUCAGACAUGGUGGGAUUUGUAGUUAACAACUAGACUAGGGCACUAAGUUGACUCCCCUUGGUCAUAGCUGUCAACUUACAGAUUUGAAAAUAAGGGACCAGCAGCCUCGAAAAUAAGGGAUCAGCAGCCAAAAUAAGGGAUCAACAAUUACUUUGAUAAAAUACAUAUUUUGUCGCGUGCAAAUGGCUUUAGAUACCUAUUAGGUCCUAUAAAUUACCAUACAGCAUAUAUUCAACACAAAAAACAGCAACAAUUUGUUGUUGACAAAGCACAGCUGGACAUAGAAAGGGCCCCAUUACCUUCAGUAGCUUAUUUAAGGGACAUCAUCAAUAAGGGACAGCAGCGGGACAUGGCGCUGGGAUAAGGGACUGUCCCGCCAAAUAAGGGACGCUUGACAGCUAUGCCCUUGGUCUAAAGGUAUUCUAUAAUCCAAAGGUAUUCUAUAAUCUCCUCCCCCCCCCAAAAAAUAAUCUAAACUGAGAAAGGGGUCACCAAAUUUUAAAAACUAGUCCUGCCCCUGUGCCUUAAGCAGUGAGUUGAUUGGCACAAAUUUAGCAGGUGAAUAUUUUCCUGGCAUGGAGCUAACAUGAUGGGGGAAAGCUUCAUUUGCAAAAAAAAAUCUCUCUGCAUCAGGCUGCUGUUAACUGCACAGGAGUAGGGCCAGUGACAACUUUGGCAAUUGCACAUGCAAGUCCUUCUGGGGUCUGGUUGAAAAGCAAAACGUUCUGCAAGCCGAGACGGAGUUGGCACUUCCAGCCAUUUUAAAGACAACGGCUCUUUUUUCCUCUCUCUCUCCCUCCCCAUCUCCAGUGGUCCAGUCCACCGUCUCUCCCAGCCCCCAGAUGUUCAGAAUUGGUCCAAACUUUCCCAUGCAGGAAAAACCGACUUAAUUUUAGCACCUUCUGUGGUCUUCGUGGAAUGGAGCAAACAGAAACCUGCUGAGCAGGAUGCAAACUUUGCCCGAGAACCAAUGGGUGUCGUUCAGAGGGAAGGUGGCAACAGGAUAUGGUUGAAAGGGGGUGAUUUUUGGCUCGGCCCGUUCCGUCGGAGCAAGGCAGGAUUCUCUAUUCAGCAGCAGAGUUUAAUUUGAGCCAGGUUUCCAAGACGGUGAGCUCCAGAACCUCUUUUCAAGAGGCAAAAUUCGGUUUCGGGAGAACUGCCAAGGUCCUGCUGCUGAUAUAGAGCCUUUGAUAUACGCAGAGCUUUAUGGCCUAAGCUAAAUAAGCAGGUCCUUGCCCCCAAGGAGCUUGCAGUCUAAAUUUCAACAGUGCAGGGAACAAAGGAAGGAGGUGCAGAGAGAGGAGGGUGAAGGACUGGCAAGCUACACAUGCCUUCCCUUCAGUCCAUUGGGAAACAUGGGGAGCUUUUCUGUAUUGGGGACCAGGGACUGGCAGCUCUGCCAGAGGAGACUGGGACGCGAAGGGUCUUUCCUAGUCCUACGCAAGAGACCCAAGAAGCUGCCGUUUAGAACCAGUGAUCUACCCUGACUGGCAGAGGCUCUCCAGAGUCUGGGCCUGCCCACACCAGAAGACGAUGUCCAAACCACCCCAGGGUUGUUUCACAUCUUCUCUCCACGUAAGGUAAAGGUAAAGGGACCCCUGACCAUUAGGUCCAGUCGUGGCCGACUCUGGGGUUGUGGCGCUCAUCUUGCUUUAUUGGCCGAGGAAGCCGGUGUACAGCUUCCGUGUCAUGUGGCCAGCAUGACUAAGCCGCUUCUGGCGAACCAGAGCAGCGCAUGGAAACGCCGUUUACCGUAUUUUUCGCUCUAUAACACGCACCCGACCAUAACACACAUGUAGUUUUUAGAGGAGGAAAAUCCGUAGGCAUGCCACCCAUAGGCAUUCCCUCCAUAACACGCACAGACAUUUCCCCUUACUUUCUAGGAGGAAAAAAGUGAGUGUUAUGGUGCAAAAAAUACGGUACCUUCCCGCUGGAGUGGUACCUAUUUAUCUACUUGCACUUUUAUGUGCUUUCGAACUGCUAGGUUGGCAGGAGCAAGGACCGAGCAACGGGAGCUCACCCCAUCACGGGGAUUCGAACUGCCGACCUUCUGAUUGGCAAGUCCUAGGCUCUGUGGUUUAACCCACAGCGCCACCCACGUCCCUCUCUCCCCAUCCGCCCCUUUUAAAUGGAAGGUUUUUCAAUCCGGGCUGUUCUGCACUUUCCACGGAUUGGAAAACCCCACAGUUAGAGGGGGAAAGGUCUGGGACAACCCUGAAAUGGAGACAAAGUCAUGUGGACACACACACACACACCCCCCCGAAACGGAGAGGCAGGUCAACACACAUUCGCAUUUUGCUUGCUCAGGUGUGGGCAAGUCCUAGCAGAAGUUGUCAGGGAUCAAAUUUGGGACUUUCUGCACGCAAACCAGACUUUCUACCACUGAGCUAAGGCCCUUAUAAUGACAAACCCAGAUGUGGCACAGGAGCUCUGUGAUGGGAUCCUAUGACAUUUUUUUGUUGGGUUAAAAGCGUUAAGAUCAGAAUGUGGAAAAUAUGAAAACAAGGGAAGAGGCAGGAACGAAGAUAUUGGAGAUGUUCUUCAGAGGUCCAGACUAUGGGGAGCCCGGAAAAAUUAAUAAUUAACAAAUUGGACUGCAAUUUGGUGGGGUUUUUUUAUUUUAGUUUAUUGUUUUUAAUUGGAUUGUGAUGUGGAUAUGUUGAUUGGCUGUUUUUAUUGAAAAAUCAAUAAAAAUGAUUUUUUAAAAAAGCAAGAGGAGGAGGUCUGCAGUACUUGACGGGGGUGAACCCUUUCACCCAACAUCAUUUCUAGCCCACCCUCCAGAUGUUUUGGACUACAACUCCCAUCAGUCCCGGCCAGCACAGGAGAGCUCACUUCUCAGUCCUUAACACGCUGAAACCGCCCAGGCAUGUUCAAAGUCAGGGGAGCAUUAAAGUCUGGGUUUCCCCCACUUAGAAGUAGUUUUAUGGGUAGCAGUAAGGGUGAUUCUACAUGGAAUUAUGCUGUAUAUGAUGCUGAUGUGAAUUAGAACCCCCGCUCCAGGGUACAGUCAUACCUUGGGUUAAAUACGCUUCGGGUUGAGCGCGUUCGAGUUGCGCUCCGCGGCAACCCGGAAGUAACGGAGCACGUUACUUCCAGGUUUCGCUGCUUGCGCAUGCGCAGACGCGCAAAACGACAUCACGCGCAUGCGCAGAAACGGCGAAAAGCGACACGCGCAUGCGCAGACGUGCCGUCGCUAGAUACGUUUAUCUCUAGAUGCGACGGGGCUCCAGAACGGAUCCCGUUCGUAUCUAGAGGUACCACUGUAUAAUGUAUGGACAGGUGGGAAAACCCACUGUUUUCCUACCCUGCAACUGGUCUAAAAGAGUUGCCAGCAUUUCUACAGCCCCUGCUCCUACGCUUGAAACAGAAGUCUUACAUGCAGACAUUCAGCAGGCGACAUUUUCCCCACCCCUACACCCCCAAGCACAGGAGCAGGGCCAGUCAACAACAGUGGCUUCCUUUUGAAGCAUUCAGCUGAAUCUCCAAAUAGAAUCUCCAGUUAAAACAAAUAUGUGAACACAUGCCUUUGGAUCUCACUCAUCACUUCCUAUUCCUGCCCCUCACUUCCCCCUGUUGCCUUCCCAACCUGCUGCUUAAGGGGCUGACUAGUUAACCCAGAACAUUGGUGGUUUGAGUCCAUCCAGGGAUGGCUGUCUUAAGCAUAUGUGGUGCCGGGGUGCAAAGAUCUGCCCGGCGCACCCCCCCCCCAGGUUUCCCAGUCUCAGGCGCUCAGGAGGGAGGAGCUGGCCAGCCGCCUCAGCAUCUCGCUGGCUCAGUUGCCCCCAAACUCGCGGCACAGAGCCACCCUCAGCAGAAGAUCCUGCCACGGCGUUCUGACCGACGGACGGGCUCUUCCCCGGACUCAACUCUCGGGCCCCGGACUCUAGGCCUGGCGCCCCUGAGAGCCUGCGCCCGGGUGCCCCACACCCCUAGUGCCUAUGGGUAAGACGGCCCUGUCUGUGGGCAGGAUUCCUGUAUUGCAGAGGGUUGGACUGGAUACGGUACAAUACGAUAAUCUUUAUUGUCAUUCUUCCAUACAGAACAACGAAAUUGAAAAAUCUACAUAAAACAUUCAAACCCAACAAGCCUGCUAUCCCAGCUAUCCCAACCUGGUUAGCCCCCUAAAAACCCUGAUACCCCAUUUUUAAAUACAAUAUACUCCCAUAGACACUCUUUACACUGAGUUUAAAACCAAAAUCGCAUUUGGGUAGAAACUGUUUCUCAGGCAGCUAGUACUAGUCUUUAUAACCCUGUACCUUCUUCCAGAAGGCAGAAGCUGAAAGAGAUCAUUUCCGGGGUGCGCACUAUCCUGCGCUAUCUCUGCAGCUUUUUAUAGCACCUGGAAGCAUAGAUUUGAUCCAAGGUGGGAAGAGUGCACCCAAUUAUUCUCUCCGCAGUCUGUGGGAUGACCCACAGAGUCUCUUCCGACUCUACCAUUCUAUGAUCUGACUUUUCUUGUUGGCUUUGGAGCCCCUGCUGAGUGCAUCUGCACCUAACACACUGGUCCUCAAAAAUGUGGGAUCAAAAUUCCAAGGAAGGAAAGGAUCUUAGCAAGUAAAUUCUUCUUUCCUCCUCCUGGGGAGCACAUGUGUUUCAUAAAAUAAAGUCCAGAAAAGACGCUCAAGUUCAAAAAGUUUGAGAAACAAAGAUGUUCAAUGGGAGUUGUUGUAGUCCAAAACAUCUGAAGGGCACCAGUUUAGGGAAGGUUGAUUUAGACUUAUGUUAUUCUACAAAGCUCCGUGUUUCCAAUGCCACCAAGAUAAAGGAUAUAUUACUGUUGAUGUAAUGUUGGGGCUUUCACUUGACUAAUGAAAGAAGCACAAUCUCAUGCAUCUCUAAACAGGCCAUGUUUAUUUAGAAAUAACUAUUUUCAGUGGUGCUUUCUCAUCCAAGUAAGUGUAUUUUGGAUUACAGCUUGGGGCGAUUAACCAGUUAAGUGGAUCCACUAGGUAAAGGUAAAGGGACACCUGACCAUUAGGUCCAGUCGUGGCUGACUCUGGGGUUGCGGCGCUCAUCUCGCUUUACUGGCCGAGGGAGCCAGCGUACAGCUUCCGGGUCAUGUGGCCAGCAUGACUAAGCCGCUUCUGGCGAACCAGAGCAGCGCACGGAAACGCCGUUUACCUUCCCACUGGAGCGGUACCUAUUUAUCUACUUGCACUUUGACGUGCUUUCGAACUGCUAGGUUGGCAGGAGCAGGGACUGAACAACGGGAGCUCGCCCCAUCGUGGGGAUUCGAACCGCCGACCUUCUGAUUGGCAAGUCCUAGGCUCUGUGGUUUAACCCACAGCGCCACCCAUAAAUCUGCACAUGUAAAAAUCACAUAGGUCUAAAGCAAAAGAACAAACAAACACGUACUUCUUUUGUUUGGGGAUACUGCAGACAGAUAUUGCUUUGGGGUAUUGAAGACACCUAAUAUGACAUUUGACACCUGCAAUUACAAAAGCAACUUGUACUAAAAAGCUGAAUUCCUUGAAUUCAAAAGUUAUAAACCUAUAGUCCCAUGAAUUGGGACCUGCCUUUUAGAUGAUUAACGUGGCUUUUAAUUGUUUCACCUAACCGGUUAAUCAACUCAGUGUGGCAGCCCUAAGUCAAAUAUUUCAAGUGCCUAAAUCUCUGACCCUCCAGAUAUUAUUGGACUCCCAUCAGCCCCAACUGGCAUAAUCAAUAGCCAGCGAUGAUGAUUGCAACAUCUGGAGGGCCACUCUUAGCCUACAAUGAGGUCAGGUGCCUCGCAAAAACGAGGAGUCCCUACUCACAGGAUUGAUGUUUCGGGAAAGCAAUGGCACACUUUUACAAAGUGGGAGGCAGGACUGUGUCGCUGGCACACUUUGAGGGUACCCAGUGCCUGGGGCUGUAGUCCCAUCCACAUAUACUAGGAGGGGAGCCUCCCGGAACACAGUGGGGCAUCCACACAUCUGCUUGUGCCAUCUCUAGAAAGCACGGCUCUGAGCAGUUUCCCCCUUGCGCUGCUCUUUUCAAAGGGAAAACCCGCUCUUUAGCGACAGAUCGGAACAAACGUCAAUCCAGGGAAACCGGAAUUGCUGUUUGCUCCAAUUAAGCGCUAGAGAGUGGGUUUUCACUGGGGGACAGCAACAGGAAGGGUGGACAAACCCUGAAGUCAGGAUUGCACCGUGCGGCUGCUAAACCAGGGGGCAUGUUGGUUACCCCAGUUUAAUGCUUCAACGAGCAAGAUUUUGCAAACCGGCCCUAUCUCCUCAGCUGCAGGGACGGAGCAGAUUUGACUCCUGGUUUCCCAACAAAGGGGUGGGCUUUGAUGUGGCUGUCGCCAUGUUUCAAAGGUCUUCUUGUACACAGUGCAGAGGGAUGAGAGAUACCUUUGGGGAAAGGGGAGACCAAGCCAGGGCUGGUUGCCAGACCUGCCCCCCCCCGCCCCCGCAUGCAAACAACAGAUUCUAAUGUCCAAGGCUGCCUGUCCAGGGGUGGGGGUGAGGAGGGGGUAAGGGCCCCGGUCCAGCUUGCACAACGCCAGUGUCUGCUGUGCUGUUUAGAAAGGAUUUGGGGCUAUCAGGGAGAUGAGAGAGGCCAUGGAAAAUCUAAACCCCACGCUCUCCUCCUGAGCAGCAAAAACUGGCAAAACCUGCAGCGGGAAAAGUUGCAAAGGAUGGAAAAAGCGAAGAGGGUUCUAAAGAAAAUUGCACAUCCACAAUUGGACAGCUUUUCCGGGGGGGGGGAGAGAAUUUAAACUUCUGUUCAAUCCCGGUUGCGGAAGAAAAGAACGUGAAGGCUCCGUGGUCACCAUCUAAACAUUUCUUUAUAAUCCCACGAGCUUGAAACCUUACUGAAACGAAAAGCAAGUGUUAUGUAUUGAAGUUCUUACCCACUAUUUAAUAGCAAGAGUCGUCAAACUUAUUCGCAGCGCAGGGAAAUGUGUUCAGUUACUGAGCAUGUGUGUGAUGUUGUGCAGGGCUCAAACCUAAACCAUGGCAUCCAUAUAUUAAGUUCCAAAAUCAUUUUUCUCAAAGUGCAACUGGCGUGUUAGUGGGAAGGGAGCCAACUGGUGCAGCCUAUGCAAACUGAUGGGUCUCAGCCAACUCACAAUUUAUGGGGCAUGUUGUGUUUGCUGCAUACAUAAUGGUAUCUAUAAUGGUAAACACAAUGAAAGUGUCGUGUAUUUGUAAACAUACCAUGAAACCAUGUGUCCUUCCCGCUUAUUUACAAACGCUCAUUUGUCCGGCACGCUUUGCAUCCGCAAGCGCCGUGUGAACACGCUGUGUCAAAACACCACUUGUGUGCAAUAUUAUUAUGGCAUAUAUUCUAUGCUUUCCAAUGAAUCCUGCCCAGUGAUGGAUUGCACCCAUUCUGGGGAGUCAGGGCAAGGGAGGAGAAGGAAAUUUCCUACUGGACCGCAGGAACAUCUGGCUAAUAAAAUCCCAGCCACGUGAAGAGGCGAGUUGCUGGACGGCCCUGAAAUAGCUCCCUCUAAUCCAAGAUAAUGAAAGAAGGUUCAAAAGCCAUUCGCCUUCUCAGAAACAAUAGGAAGGCAACCUUGGUUGGGAGCAGCCUAAUCUCCUUCGCUCUUUCUGAAAAGGGUUUACAAUGUUUGGCUCAGGGGAGAAAAUACCGUAUUUUUCGUUCUAUAGGACGCACCGGUCCAUAGGACGCACCUCGUUUUUUUGGGGGGGGGGGGGGAAUGAAUAAAAAAAAUUAUCCCCCCGCGGCUGCCGCCCCAAGCCUCGCGUGCUUCGGGCGGCAGGCUGCCUCCCAAGCCUCGCGCGCUCGGCGGGACCUCCCACCGGGCGCGCGAGGCUUGCAGACACUCGCCGGAAGCACGGGAGCCCUCCGGAGGGCUCCCGUGCUCGGGCGACAGACUGCCGCCCCAAGCCUUGCGCGCUCGGCGGGACCUGCUGCCGGGCGCGCAAGGCUUGCGGACACUCGCCCGAGCACGGGAGCCCUCCGGAGGGCUCCCCGUGCUCGGGCGACAAGCUGCAGCCCCAAGCCUUGCGCGCCGGGCGGGACCUCCUGCCGGGCGCGCAAGGCUUGCGGACACUCGCCCGAAGCACGGGAGCCCUCCGGAGGGCUCCCCGUGCUUCGGGCGACAAGCUGCAGCCCCAGCCUUGCGCGCCGGGCGGGACCUCCUGCCGGGCGCGCAAGGCUUGCGGACACUCGCCCGAAGCACGGGAGCCCUCCGGAGGGCUCCCGUGCUUCGGGCGACAAGCUGCAGCCCCAAGCCUUGCGCGCCGGGCGGGACCUCCUGCCGGGCGCGCAAGGCUUGCGGACACUCGCCCGAAGCACGGGGAGCCCUCCGGAGGGCUCCCGUGCUUCGGGCGACAAGCUGCAGCCCCAAGCCUUGCGCGCCGGGCGGGACCUCCUGCCGGGCGCGCAAGGCUUGCGGACACUCGCCCGAAGCACGGGAGCCCUCCGGAGGGCUCCCCGUGCUCGGGCGACAAGCUGCAGCCCCAAGCCUUGCGCGCCGGGCGGGACCUCCUGCCGGGCGCGCAAGGCUUGCGGACACUCGCCCGAAGCACGGGAGCCCUCCGGAGGGCUCCCGUGCUUCGGGCGACAAGCUGCAGCCCCAAGCCUUGCGCGCCGGGCGGGACCUCCUGCCGGGCGCGCAAGGCUGCGGUGACUCGCCCGAAGCACGGGAGCCCUCCGGAGGGCUCCCGUGCUCGGGCGACAGCUGCAGCCCCAAGCCUUGCGCGCCGGGCGGGACCUCCUGCCGGGCGCGCAAGGCUUGCGGACACUCGCCCGAAGCACGGGAGCCCUCCGGAGGGCUCCCCGUGCUUCGGGCGACUAGCUGCAGCCCCAAGCCUUGCGCGCCGGGCGGGACCUCCUGCCGGGCGCGCAAGGCUUGCGGACACUCGCCCGAGCACGGGGAGCCCUCCGGAGGGCUCCCGUGCUCGGGCGACAAGCUGCAGCCCCAAGCCUUGCGCGCCGGGCGGGACCUCCUGCCGGGCGCGCAAGGCUUGCGGACACUCGCCCGAAGCACGGGGAGCCCUCCGGAGGGUUCCCCGUGCUUCGGGCGACAGGCUGCCGCCCCAAGUCUUGCGCGCUGGGCGGGACCUCCUGCCGGGCGCGCAAGGCUUGCAGACACUCGCCCGAAGCACGGGGAGCCCUCCGGAGGGCUCCCCGUGCUUCGGGCGACAGGCUGCUGCCCCAAGCCUCGCGCGCUCGGCGGGACCUCCUGCCGGGCGCGCAAGGCUUGCGGACACUCGCCGGGGCUGCAGGCUGCUGCCUGCAAGCCUUGUGAGCCCCGGGAACUCCCACCGGGCUUGCAAGGCUUGCGGAUAGCUUCCUGAAGCCUGGAGAGCGAGAGGGGUCGGUGCGCACCGAUGCCUCUCGCUCUCCAGGCUUCAGCGAAGCCUGCAUUCGCUUCCAUAGGACGCACACACAUUUCCCCUUCAUUUUUGGAGGGGAAAAAGUGCGUCCUAUGGAGCGAAAAAUACGGUAAGUUACAGGCAGACACACCCAAGGCAGGUCGAAAGGAGACGCAGGAGGAAAUAUCAGGUAGGAAACCAUCUAAAAGCAGCCUUAGCCGGCCUGGCAACCUGCAGAUGUUUAGGACUACAACUCCCACCAGCCCCAGCCAGCCCAGCUGGGAGUUGUAGUCUAAAACAUCUGGAUUGCCCUAGGCUGAUGAGGGCUGAGCCAAACUUGUGUUGACUGUUGUUGCAAGUGCCUCAAAGUCAAACGACAUGAUAUACUGGUCUUCUGUGAUCGGAAAAAGCUUUGGAACCUCCUCUCCCAAGUCACCCCUCCCCGCCGUGGUUGCUUUUUGAAGAACAAAAUUGUGCUAGGAGUUCCAGCGAUGGAAAAACAAACUCAUGCGUGGUUUGGCUUCUACUGAAUCAUACCUUUGGUGUCUAGCUCAGAACUAGCUCAGCAGGGCAAACGGUGCUUCCAGGUGGGGACUUCAUAUUGUAAAUGGGUUGUUCACAUAGUGAGGAUUAGCUGUCGACAUCAGAUUUCCUUCUUUCUUUUAUUAUUGGAUUUCCGCCCAGAAAGGGUUGAUCCAGAUUUAAUGGUGGAGGGAAUAUGGGACAAUGACGUUUGUGUGGACAUUGCAAACGUUUGCAUGCCAAUCGGGAAGCUCGUGAAGUGCCGUUUUACUGCACGUUAAAGGACAGAAGCAAGCUCUCUCUCCACCCCAUGACUUCACGUGGAGUUGCCAUUGGCGAGGGACGCAACAGCAAAACUCAAUGACAAAAAAAUUCAAACACAGUGGUACCUCUGGUUACGAACUUAAUUCGUUCCGGAGGUCCGUUCUUAACCUGAAACCGCUCUUAACCUGAGGUACCACUUUAGCUAAUGGGGCCUCCCACUGCCACCGCCGCGCAAUUUCUGUUCUCAUCCCAAGAACAGAAUUUCUGUUCUUAAUUUCUGUUCUUAACCCGAGGUACUACUUCUGGGUUAGCGGAGUCUGUAACCCAAAGUGUUUGUAACCCGAGGUACGACUGUAACAAUAAAAGAGCACAAGACGUCAGAAAAUAAUAUUAGAAGAAGAGCAGCAGAUGAAUAUUUGCUCCAUAAAGGUAAAGGGACCCCUGACCGUUAGGUCCAGUCGUGACCAACUCUGGGGUUGCGGCACUCAUCUCGCUCUAUAGGCUGAGGGAGCCGGCAUACAGCUUCCAGGUGAUGUGGCCAGCAUGACUAAGCUGCUUCUGGCGAACCAGAGCAGUGCACGGAAACGCCGUUUACCUUCCCGCCGGAGUGGUACCUAGUUAUCUACUUGCACUCUGACGUGCUUUCGAACUGCUAGGUUGGCAGGAGCAGGGACCGAGCAACAGGAGCUCACCCCCUCGCGGGGAUUCGAACCGCCGACCUUCUGAUCGGCAAGUCCUAGGCUCUGUGGUUUAACCGACAGCGCCACCCGCAUCCUAUUUGCUCCAUAAGAUGCCCCAAUUUCCCCAAAUGUACGCACUGAUUUUCUUUUGAAUAGGGUCAUAUGAUCUAUUAAGAGAGUCGGCGGCUACAUGUUCAGGGAGAAGACGGUCUGGGAAUCCUCCACACACUAAAGUUUUGCUGCUUGUGCCACCUGGGCACCCAAGCUACUGGGUGGCAACGCAAGGGCUGCCCACCUGGCCCCCAGUAUGAAGUGUGGGCAUGUGUAAGAGGGCCUGUUCAACGUAGGAAAGGACGAGCCAAGGCAAAUUUCAACUGAGCAGGAAGGGCAGACACGUCUCUUGCGCACUGUGGAUAUUUGAGGGGAUAUUUAUUGAGAACUUUUGUGGGCGUGAUAGGAAGUACUGGCAAGCACACUGGCGCCUGCAGGCACAACUCUAUGGAUAUAUGCCUGGGAUUGCUCACGCACGCAAGUUUUGCACAGAGUCCACAUGGCAACGUCGCCAUCAAAACGCUGUCCUACCCCAUUUAAUCCUGAUUUCCCAUUUCUUUGGAUAACCUCAUACAGUGGUGCCUCGCAAGACGAAAUUAAUCCGUUCCGCGAGUCUCUUCGUCUUGCGGUUUUUUCAUCUUGCGAAGCACGGCUAUUAGCGGCUUAGCAGCUAUUAACGGCUUAGCGGCUUUAAGAAAAAGGAAACAAACUCGCAAGAACUCGCAAGACGUUUCGUCUUGCGAAGCAAGCCCAUAGGGAAAUUCGUCUUGCGGAACGACUCAAAAAACGGAAAACUCUUUCGUCUAGCAAGUUUUUCGUCUUGCGAGGCAUUCGUCUUGCGGGGCACCACUGUAAUUGAAAGGAGGAAACAGUAGACGAAUCUGGAUUAAAUGGGUAAAAAAAUAUAUACGGGGCAGCAAUUUGAUGAGGACAACAUAAUGUGGACACUGAGAAAAAUCUGCAAGCAUGAGCAGUGGAUCCAAAUUAGGGGUCCGUGGCCCCAUCUCUUGUCUGCAGCCCCCAACUCUAAUUUUGUCAUUUUUGCAUAGUAAUUUUGCGAAUUUUACGGUCUGCUUUAGCGCUGUGCGAUUUUUCAAUACAGUGGUACCUCAGGUUACAUAUGCUUCAGGUUACAUACGCUUCAGGUUACAGACUCCGCUAACCCAGAAAUAGUGCUUCAGGUUAAGAACUUUGCUUCAGGAUGAGAACAGAAAUCGUGCUCCGGCGGCAGCAGGAGGCCCCAUUAGCUAAAGUGGUACCUCAGGUUAAGAACAGUUUCAGGUUAAGUACGGACCUUCGGAACGAAUUAAGUACUUAACCUGAGGUACCGCUGUAUGCUGGCCCAAAAUCGGUUUCGAAAUCACACCACGAUAACAAUUUUAACCCUGUAUUGCUCCUCGCGCGAGGGAGGGCAGAGCAGCCGAUUUUGAGGCGCCGCCGAUAUCGCACGGUGAUCUCCGCCGAUAACGCUGCUGAUCUGAUCUGCCUCCCCUCAAGACGAGGGAGACCAGGGCAGAGAAUGUGAGGAGCUGCCUUUCCCUCUCUUUGGCAGAGCAGACAGUCAGCUAAACACUGCGGUGUGGCAGUAUAUCACAAUGUCAGAAAGGAGCUGGUGUCAAACCACCACUGUCCUCGCUGCAGCUUGUUUUCCCCUCAUUUUCACCAGCAAUACACCACCGGGCGAAGCCCCCACCGUGGUCUGCCCCUCAUACUUAAUCCGUUCGACUCCCGGAACUGUUCGAAAACCAAGGCGCGGCUUCCGAUUGGCUACAGGAGCUUCCUGCACUCAAUCGGAAGCCACGUCUGACGGUCGGCUUCCAAAAAACAUUCACAAACUGGAACGCUUACUUCCGGGUUUGCGGCAUUCGGGAUCCAAUUUGUUUGGGAGCUAAGCCGUUCGACAACCAAGGUACAGUGGUACCUCAGGUUACAUAUGCUCCAGGUUACAGACUCCACUAACCCAGAAAUAUUACCUCGGGUUAAGAACUGUGCUUCAGGAUGAGAACAGAAAUCGUGCUCCGGUGGCGCGGCAGCAGUGGGAGGCCCCAUCAGCUAAAGUGGUGCUUCAAGUUAAGAACAGUUUCAGGUUAAGAACAGACCUCCGGAACAAAUUAAGUACUUAACCCGAAGUACCACUGUAUUGAUAUAUCGCCCAGGCCUACUCCCCCAUCCCCUCCCACUCAAACCAUGCUGUGGAAGUGACUCCGUUUCCUCUCCUCGUCCCACCCACCAAAACUUCAUGACUGCUCCUUCCUUCAUCCCCAUGCCUGAUCUCCAACUUCAGAACAUCAAGAUGUUUAGCUGCUGGUACAUCAUGAUGUUGAAAAACAGAUAUCUCUUAGCCUUAGUCUUUUUCCCCCCUUUCUCUUUUAGUAUACCUAGAAUCCUUUGCUUAUUAGGGGCUAUCCCACAUUUUGUUCAAGAAAAUAUAUAUGCAGGUAAUGCACACGAAACCUUAUACCAAGAACAAACAUAGUUGGUCUCUAAGGUGCUACUGGGACACGGGUGGUGCUGUGGGUUAAACCACAGAGCCGAUCAGAAGGUCGGCGGUUUGAAUCCCCGCAACAGGGUGAGCUCCCGUUGCUUUGUCCUGGUUCCUGCCCACCUAGCAGUUCGAAAGCACGUCAAAGUGCAAGUAGAUAAAUAGGUACCGCUCUGGCGGGAAGGUAAACGACGUUUCCAUGCGCUGCUCUGGUUCGCUGGAAGCUGUACUGGCUCCCUCGGCCAGUAAAGCGAGAUGAGCGCCGCAACCCCAGAGUCAGCCACGACUGGACCUAAUGGUCAGGGGUCCCUUUACCUUUAAGGUGCUACUGGACAAUUUUUUUAUUUUUUAAUAUAUUUUGACUGUGUCAGACCAACCCAGCUACCUACCUGAAUCUAGUACCAUAGAAUUAUCAAUUUUUUCAAAAUUAGGGGGUCCUGUGGCUGAAAAACAGGGAGGGGGUCCUCAGCUAAAUGAGAACCACUUUUUGUAGAGAAACUUUUUCUCCCUUUCUCAUAACGCUGAAGCCGAAUGUCGGAAGGAUCAGGGCAGAUAACAGAAAGUGCUUUUUCAUGCAGUUAAACAAUGGAACUUGCAGACAAGUUCAGAUGGAUUUUAAAGAGGAUUAGUCAAAUUCGUUGAGGAUAAAAGGCUAUCAAUGGCUAUCAGCCUUGUUCAAUGGGGCAGUAUGAUUCUGAAUCCCAGUUGCUGGAAGGCAAAGGAGGAGAGAGUUGUUAUUGUGCACUGAUCCUGCCCGGGGUUUCCCUCAUGGAAGUCUCUCUGGUUGGCCAUGGUGAGAAUACUGGAUUACAUUUUCAAACUGCCACACUGAAGAGCCCUUAGACUUCCUGUGCAAGUUCACAAGAACCCCAAGACUCCUAAUAAUAAUAAUAAUAAUAAUAAUAAUAAUAGCAUUUCUGACGUUUCAGAAGGAAGAUAAAUUAUAGGCACAAGGCCACACAGCCCCAAAUUCCAAAUUAAAAUGUAUCCUACCAUUAAAUGCAUAUAUUUGUGCAUACAUCCAGCUCUGUUCUGAAAUCAGUUACUCUGAAAUUCAAGAAUCAAUUGGCCCGUUCUGAAACCAGUCAUGGUUUUUGCUCCUCUGGCCAGAAGUUCUUCCAAGGUCUCUUACUUUACAUAAACCUUGACCCAAGGUAUUCACAUUCAAUUGGCCGUGUGUUGUGUUUCUUGACCAUCUCUAAGCAUGGUGUUGUACAUCUUAGGAACAUUUCCAGAUGACAUUUUCUGCAAAACGGUUAGCUGUUGCUUGGGAAACUUAAGUAGCAUCGCUUUUAGGGGGGGGGAUUUCCUUGCAUUUUUUCUGUCCCAUCUUCAAACCAUGCUCAGGAGAUCGAGAAAUGGGCUCCUAGGAUCCUCCUCCUCUCUUGCACAGUCAAUCAUGCCUCCCACUGAGUUUCAGAACUAAUUAUGCUUAUUGCUACAUUUUUACUGCCCUUUCUGUUAGCCCAAACCACAGUUUCCAGACCCACUUUGAACAACAGCUCAGUGGAAACAAUGGUUAGCGGAAACGCUGGCGGAAGCGUUGAUCCACAGUUAGCUUCAAAACAGAAAAAGAGGGCUUAUGUGUAGAAAAUGUGCAGAUUUUCACGUAAGGUUGAAUGCAGUUGCAUGUGAGAAUCUGUAGACUGGAAGCAUAAUGUGGUCAACAGAAGAGUAACAGAAGAGGACAUUUCUGACCCUCCCUGGUCCUCAAGUCACACACAAGGAGCUUUCAUGAGAACAAAACAGUGGCUCUUCCUCUACUUCCUCUUCCCCCAAAUCAGACUGGGAAUGAUGGGGCAGUGUGGAGAAACAACCAGCCCCACAAAAGGCUCUUCCACCUGCCUCUCCUAGAACGCCCCUCAAGUGGUGGUGGUCCUGCCCCACAUUCUGCAACACACACCCUGCAUAACCAGGAAUUUUCUAAGGGCGGUGAACCAAUAGAACAGCCCACCUGCUCCACCACCCAUAACUGUGAGGGUGGAGCAAUAAAACAGGUUGCAGGAGGCUGUUAGACAAACAUUUGGGUGGAUUGCUUUAUUCCAAGAAAUGGAAGGCGGAACAAGUCUGAAUAGUGUAGCGCCAAACAGUGUCACGCCAGGAAAAUCCCCAGUUGAAAUCUCACCUCGGCUAACUACGUGGACCUUAGGCAAGCCAUACCAGGCUUAUCCAUAACGGAGUUUAAUGUCUGUUUCUCAUUGAAUUUGCAUAGUCCACAUGACGUUAACACACACACCCCCAAGCAGCACCCACCUCAAUGCUUUCCUUCCAUAAAUUCAGGUUCCCCGAUUAGGGGGAUGAUCCGAUAAGCUGAGCAAAACCGGGCUGCAAACUGCUCCGUUCAGGGUUGCAGCCGAUUUGGGUCCAUGUUUUAGGGUGACACAAGAGCAACCCUCGCUUUCUGCCACUCUCUUUUCCAUGCCUGCUACUUCCUCAAUGAGUUCAUUUCUUUUCCAGUCGUACUCAUAACUAUUUAUGGUGUGCUCCCAGUCCCGAACCGGGGAGGGGGGGGUUGUUUGUUUGUUUAUCAGGUUUGCACAAAACCAGAAAGCAACACAAGCAAAUUUAUAACUGCGCAACCGGGGUGCUUUUGCACGUGCCGCAGCUAUCUGCAUGCGUGCCCCGUCAGUUCUUAAUUGGCAAAACUGAAUCAACAAAUGAGAAAGCAGGCGCAAAAACAAAAGGGAACGCUUGCUGGUAUGGACAGAAAAGACCAAAGUUGUUUCUCAUAUAUAAAUUCAGAUACAUGUGGGUGGAGGCUAUUCCAAUCUAAUUUGAAUGGGGUGGGGAAGUAGACAAAUGGCUAAAUCAGGGGUCAGAAAACUUUUUCAGUCCACUGUCCCUCAGAACUUGUGGGGGGCCAGACUAUAUUUUGGAAAAAAAAUGAACAAAUUCCUAUGCCCCACAAAUAACCCAGAGAUGUAUUUUAAAUAAAAGGGCAAAUUCUACUCAUGUAAAAACAUGCUGAUUCCCGGACCGUCUGCAGGCCGGAUUUAGAAGGCGAUUGGGCCGGAUCCGGCCUCCGGGCCUUAGUUUGGCUACCCAUGGGCUAAAUAAUGCUCAAAUGUGUGUGGGGGGGGCAUUGUCUCUCAGCCCACCCCUCCAUUGGCCAUAUGUAGUAAUAAAGAACUGCCUUACAGGCCUGAUGUAAGGAUUGCUGUGGUCAUGUAUGUGAUGCUCUCUGAGCACCCAAAAAGCACUUUUUAAAUGCUAAGCGCCCUGUCGCCAUUGCUAUAAAGGAGACUGGAUUUUUGUUUUUAAGAAGGAUUCUCUUCUCUGCUGCUUCUCAAAGGUUGGCACUGAUAGACCAAGAGUCCCCUUUGGAUUCUUAAAUAACAAAUGAGCAGUGGUCCUUCCCUUCUCGUCUCAGUGAAAUUCUUGGUUCAACUGGGAUUUAAAUCUGGGUUUCCUACCAGCCAAACCCAAUACUCUAGCUUUUCAGGCAGGCCUCCUUUCUUAAACAAAAACCCGUUCAGGUCCACUGAUGUCUUCCUGCUGCCUUUCAAGGCCUUCAGAACAGGCUCCGUGAGCAAAUUUUAUGGCCCCCGUCACCCACAGCAACAGACGACAGGCAUAUGGCCAGUGAAGACUGUGGCACCAAACUGUAUUGCUUGGUAUCGCCCAUCCCUUGGCAGCAGUUCCUCACUUAUCCUCGAGGAUCAAUAGUUUUGCCAAUUAAGUCCCUAUCUUAUGUAAAUAGCAGGCGCUGCUUCGCUGCCUUGAAGCAUCUGGUUCAGUGGCUUUGAGCAAAUAAAGGACUGGUAAACAAAGAUGGUGCCCCAAGAGGAAAUGACUGGGCUUAUGGACCACCAGCCCACCUCGUCUGAAAUGGAGGAAAGCUUCAGCAAUGGCAGCCCAAACUUUCUGAGAGGACAUUUUCUACUCUCUGUACCCUGUGAGAUGCUACUAACCAGGGAUGUUUCACCUGGGAACUCUCAAGUGCGCCUCAUAUUUUCCUUUCUGCAAAAUUUCAGUGACAAGCCUGGUGGCGGAUCUUCCUUCUAUUUGUGGCCCAUCUGUAUCUUUUUUCCCUAGUAGAACAAGAAAAGGGAGAGGCUGCAAUCCCUCCCUUCGUGUAUGUGAGGAAAUGUCCCCCUUUCUCUUAUAAUUUGUGUCAGUGGUGCAAAUGGACUCUCUUCCUUUUAUACCAUAAAAUGGUCUUUUCCCUCCAUUCUUUGGGCAAGCGGUUGUUCCGUCAUCAACACCUUUUCAUCUGAGGCAGAAGACAAAUUCAACAGGUGCAGCUGUCUGCUUUUACUGUGCUUCAGUGGCAGGAAAAGCUCCACCUCUUGAUUUCUGCCUGCUGUGUAACUAUCGAAAGCUUCAAAUGUUGGACCAUUUCUUUGUCAUUUGUCUCCCUGGGGAAUGUUCCGACUCUCCUGUAACCAUCUCCUUUUGUCUUCCACAGGUGUUUCCUUCGGUGAGCACGAUGACGUCCAGCUUGGGGCCUAUGAACUCGAUUAAUUCCUAUGUGACGCUGAACCCCCUCACUUCCCCCAGCUCCAUGAACAUGCCUUAUCCAAACAGUGGAUUGAGUAGCCCUUCUCUCACUGGACUGACCAACGCCACCAGUUCGAUGGGCCUCCCGUCGGUGGCGUCUCCCGUCAGCCCAGUUUUGACUCAGCUGGGAGCUCAGGCCCCCACACUCAACUCUCUGUCACCUUACCAAAAUGUCGGCCAGUCCAUGGCCCCGCUAAGCUACUCGCCGUCAGGCAUGAACAGGCCCAAGGAGAUCAACAAGUCGUACCGGCGCACGCUGACCCACGCUAAGCCGCCUUAUUCCUACAUCUCCCUCAUCACCAUGGCGAUUCAGCAAGCCCCGAGCAAGAUGCUGACCCUCAACGAGAUCUACCAGUGGAUCAUGGACCUCUUCCCCUACUACCGCGAAAACCAGCAGCGCUGGCAGAACUCCAUCCGCCACUCCCUCUCCUUCAACGACUGCUUCGUCAAGGUGGCCCGUUCCCCGGACAAGCCCGGCAAAGGCUCCUACUGGGCCCUCCACCCAAAUUCGGGCAACAUGUUUGAGAACGGCUGUUACCUGAGGAGGCAGAAGCGUUUCAAAAUCGAGGACAAGGCCAAGAAGCCCAACUCCAAAGGCUCCAACACCCAAGAGCAGGCGCCCAAGAUUCCUGAGGGUCUUCAGGAAGGCCAGAGUCCCAACACGGGCUCGGAAGGAGCAGAGUCAGGCCACUCAGACACCUCCCAUGGCUCCGAGGAGCAAAGGGGUUUGGUGCAACUCGAUUGUUCUGGGGGUCAGGGCUCAUCCCCAGUUUCCGAGGCCUCGCCAGCCCCCAUCUCCCAGUCCAUGAAUAGCCACUACUUUGCCACCUCAAUUACCAACCUGGAUCUCCCGAGCGACCUCAAAAUGGACCCUCAGUUCAACUUCAACCAUCCCUUUUCCAUCACCAACUUGAUGUCCACGGAGCAGAACCACAAGAUUGACCUGAAGUCCUACGAGCAAGCCAUGGCCUACAGCGGCUACAGCUCCCCACACGCGGUGGAAAGCAAACACCCCUAUGAGGCAUCCACUUCGCUCAGCGAGACCGGCUCCUAUUAUCAGAGCCUGUACAGCCGCUCCUUGCUCAACGCCUCGUAAGGUUGUCGUUGUGAGAUAGCAGGGGGCCAAAGGAACAAGAGAAGCUCUGCCUCGUGCCGCCAUCACCAGCAAGACCACCCACGAGAUGUUCUAUCCCACCGCCAUCCAAUCCCAUCAUGGCCCGUGGGAAAGCAACCAGAGACUUGGCCUACUAGACUCUCUGACGAAUCAUUACGCUUUCCAGACCUCAAAACCGAAAUUGCCUCAUAGCGGUCAAGAGCUCCUUUGGCGGCCUUCCGUGUCAAUGGACUCACUUGCCCAUCAUGACCAGGGAAAAGCAAGGAAGAACAAGCUCACGCACCUUUGGGCCACCAACCAAUGGCCAGUUGGGUGAUAAAGGCCAUGGAUGGAGUCAUCUAAACUUCAGCAUAGGUUCACACCCAUGGCAGAUCCCCACCACCUCAAAAUGGUGGACCCCACUCUGAAUUUUACGGUGACUAAAGAUGCUUGAUAUAUCUCCAGGAGUGGUGCUUGGAUGGGUGUCCAGGAGGAAUACAUGAAAAGGGGCAGAGAAAUGGAAAUUUGCAAGCUGGGGAACCACCCCUUGGCCCAGAACAUUUGGACUUUCCUGUCUCAACGCAGAUGUUACAGUCAACGGUUGAACUCUUGUCUUGAGAUUCUCAAACCCACCCGUUUAGGUCAGAAUGAUACGUGGCAGGACUCCAUUGUUACACACACACACACACACACACACACACACACGGGUUUGGCUACCCCAAAGACAAUUUAGGCCUCAGCCUGAAGAGGAGCAGGGAAAAUAUAGUUCACAUCUAUCUUCUUCUUUUUUUAAAAGAAAAGAAAAAGUGGCUUUAUAUAUUUAAAUAUUUGUGCUUUCUGUUGGGAAAAAGGGUAAGAGCUGAUUUAAUAUAUCAUACUUUAGAGACAAUUCAAGGCGGUGUUUGUUUCAAGUGUCCUUUUCUUUUCGGUAUUAAUGAUAAUUAAAACAAAACGGUAUUCAGGGUUUCCCCUCCCCCAAACGCCAUCCCACCGCUAGCAAGGAAUUUAUAACUCUGAUCUGGUGGCACAAGCGACAAAAGACUCCUGGCUCCCGGUACUUAAGACCUCGAAAAUAUUUAUUUAUUUUUAACACAUACUUCCCCCGAUCUUCCAGGGCUGAGGGUGGGAAUGAGUGAAGCUGCCUACGUCAGGCCCAGCUCACUGUUCGCCUAACACCACAGACUGACAGCACUUCUUCAAGAUUUGGGACAGGCUUCUCCCACAGCCCCACGGGGACAUCCCAGGGGUUGAAUCUGGCCCUUUUUUUGCAUGCAAUGCCAAUGCUGUACCAUUGAGCUACAAACCCUUCUGCAGUACAACAACCUCUGCAGAGCAGAAAUAGCGGGUGUAAACUUAAAAAAUAAAACCUGCCACUAUCGUGCCCAGAUACUCAAUCAGCAUAGCUGUCAACUUACAAAUUUGAAAAUAAGGGACCAGCAGCCUCGAAAAUAAGGGAUCAGCAGCCAAAAUAAGGGAUCAACAAUUACUUUGAUAAAAUACAUAUUUUGUUGCGUGCAAAUGGCUUUAGAUACCUAUUAGGUCCAUAAAUUACCCUAUAGCAUAUAUUCAACACACAAAAAACAGCAACAAUUUGUUGUUGACAAAGCACAGCUGGACAUAGAAAGGGCCCUAUUACCUUCAGUAGCUUAUUUAAGGGACAUCAUCAAUAAGGGACAGCAGCGGGACAUGGCGCUGGGAUAAGGGACUGUCCCGCCAAAUAAGGGACACUUGAAAGCUAUGUCAAUCAGAUCUCUGCCACCCUUCCAAUGACGAAUCGGAAAAGGCAGCCCAAUCACAGUGUACAAUUAACAAAACAAAAAUAAGAGCGUAACCCAGAAGAAAUUUGGGGGGGGGGGGGAAAUAGGCACAGUGAAGUUACAUUGCUGAAAAUGGAACUUACCUAUUUUAUUUUGGAUUGAAUCGGUAUCACUACCAAUAAACCUUGGCUUGUAUCUCCGU
Podarcis lilfordi (Lilford's wall lizard) is the source of this 35943-nucleotide messenger RNA. Lineage: Eukaryota; Metazoa; Chordata; Lepidosauria; Squamata; Lacertidae. The record is from the annotation of a GenBank genome assembly.